AUGGCCAUCGCUGGGUCAAUAAAUAGCAUAGCGCUCGCGUGCUUGUUCGACGCGCACGCGCUCCGAUGGCGGCUAGUGAAGCUGCAACACGGAGGGCCAGGCGGAACCGCUGACCGGGACGCGUGCAGCCGGUACAGCAGGUGGCAUGAUGACUCCAAGUUGGAAGAGCCGUGCCGCGCGGAGAGACUGUGGACCACGGACGACCCGCCGCGCCUUGACAUGGACGAAUCGGAUGAACCGCCGCCGCGCCGUCACGCGUACGAUCCGCCGCGCGCGGAGACCUGGGCAAGAGUUUCCGAUUCCUCCCUUUCCCACCCGCUACCUUCGCCCCCGCCACCACCGCAUGCACUCGCGGGCGCAGCCGAUUCAGACAAGGGAGCAGCAGCAGCGGACGCGACAGCAACAGCAGCAGAAGCAGCAGCAGCAGCAGCAGCAGCAGCAGCAGCAGCAGCAGCAGCAGCAGCAGCAGCAGCAGCAGCAGCAGCAGCAGCAGCAGCAGCAGCAGCAGCAGCAGCAGCAGCAGCAGCAGCAGCAGCAGCAGCAGCAGCAGCAGCAGCAGCAGCAGCAGCAGCAGCAGCAGCAGCAGCAGCAGCAGCAGCAGCAGCAGCAGCAGCAGCAGCAGCAGCAGCAGCAGCAGCAGCAGCAGCAGCAGCAGCAGCAGCAGCAGCAGCAGCAGCAGCAGCAGCAGCAGCAGCAGCAGCAGCAGCAGCAGCAGCAGCAGCAGCAGCAGCAGCAGCAGCAGCAGCAGCAGCAGCAGCAGCAGCAGCAGCAGCAGCAGCAGCAGCAGCAGCAGCAGCAGCAGCAGCAAGCAGAGGCAGCGGCAGAGGGGCGGAGGCAUGCAGCGCCGACUGGGGCUACUACCACUGCAGCCACCUGUGCGACGACCCCGAAUCCUCUCGUCCCGAAAUCGACCCGGAUCAUGUCUCGCCCCUUCCGCUCCCGGAUGCCUUGCGCGCGCGUCUCCAGCAGCUGCUGUCGCGACGCCCGCAGCACGUGAGCGCGCUGCACAUGCCCGUGACUCUCGACUACUGCUCAGGCGGGGCGUGGCAGAUUACGGAAUUGAUGCGCUUGGCGCGCUCGUGCGUGAACCUGCGGUCGCUGCACCUUGUGUCUGAGCCGCCCAGAAACGCCUCGUGCCCGAUACAUCUGGAAAAGCCCAGCGUUUGGAGAUGGAAGGAUCAACUUCAGGCGGAGCAGAUGAGGGAGCUGAUAACGAGUUGUCCGCAUCUACGCUCACUGCACUUUAUCCUCGGUAGCAAUAGCUACCUCACACUGAGUGAAGAAGUGGCUGCCUUGCUCUCCCGUCUCGCCCACCUCUCCCUGCCUCUCUCCGACCUCCCGCCUUACCUCCUGGCCCACCUCUCCUCCCUCCGCUCCCUCCGCCUCUCCCUCUCUGCUCCCCACCAUCCGCUCCUCCUCUCCGCUCGCCCCUUCCACUCUCUCUCCCGCCUCUCCCUCCUCCACCUCUCCCUUGGAUCCCCCACCACCGGCCUUUCCGAGCCUCUCCCGCCGGACCUGUUUGCUGGGCUCGGACCGAGCCUGUCGUCCUUGACGUUCCUAGUGUGUACAAAACCGACAGGGGCGGAAGAGAAGACGAGGAAAAGGCGUGCAACCUUCUGUCACACCAAACCUCCCUUGUGCCUCAAAGCAACCGCUUCGUCAACCUCCGUCCGCCACAUCACUCUCACGGGGACAGCUGGCGUCAUCCCAUUGGCGGUGUGGGGGCGGCUGUGCCCUCAGCUGCAGUCGCUCAAGAUACACGGCUCGCCCUUCGUUUCUCUGCACGGGUGGGGGGGAGGAGUGGGGGAGGAAACGGCAAGGGGUGAUGAAUCAGAGGGCGCAUGUGGUGCAGCAGAGAAGGCAGCUGCGUGUUUCUUCCCUUUCCUUGAGGAGCUUGUGCUCCACAAUGUGCGCCGCCAUGCGGUUUCCCACACAGGGCAAGGGCACUCCAGACCAGAGCACAUUGGCCCACAGCAGCAGCAGCAACCGCAGCACACUCUGGCAUUCAUGGGCAUGCUGCCCCGCGUAACCCACUUGGCCAUGCAUGAGUCCUCAUGGCCGUCCAACCCCCCCAUGCCCGCACCCAGCAUCGUGCCGCACCUCCUCCCCAGCCUCACCUUCCUGCGCAUCCACUCCCCCCCACGUGCGCCCCUGCCCGUGCUGCCGCACCUGCGCACGCUCAUAGUGGGGUCCUACCCGCACUCCUCGCGCUUCCUCGCGUUGCUCUCGCUUUUCCCCGCCCUCACUGCCCUCCGCAUCUUCAACCUCUCCACGCACAACCACCACUGCGCCCUCUCCUGCCCUCCCCACCUCAAAUCGCUCCAAAUCUGCCACUCCCACACUCCCCUCCUCCCUGACUGCCUGCACCUCUUCUCCUCCCUCACUCGCCUCCACCUCUUCCAAUGCACCCCGCUCCGCACCCUCCCCUCCUUCCUCUCCGCCUUCUCCUCCCUCACCCACUUCUCCUUCGAUCGUCCCUACAACCCUGUUGUGGUGCCUGUGGGGCUUGAAGGGUACCUGCAGGGGAUGAGCUGGGCGCGAGAGCAGGAGGAGGAGCAGAAGAGGAAGAGGCAUCAAGGGAGGAAACCGAAGACAAAAGGGGAGAUUGAGGAGGAGAGGAAGAGGAAGAUGAUGUUUCAGAGUGUGUUUGAGGAAUCGGUGUUGAGGUGUAAGAGGAGAGGGGCAGGACGCGCAGCAGCAGCAGCAGCAGCAGCAGCAGCAGCAGCAGCAGCAGCAGCAGCAGCAGCAGCAGCAGCAGCAGCAGCAGCAGCAGCAGCAGCAGCAGCAGCAGCAGCAGCAGCAGCAGCAGCAGCAGCAGCAGCAGCAGCAGCAGCAGCAGCAGCAGCAGCAGCAGCAGCAGCAGCAGCAGCAGCAGCAGCAGCAGCAGCAGCAGCAGCAGCAGCAGCAGCAGCAGCAGCAGCAGCAGCAGCAGCAGCAGCAGCAGCAGCAGCAGCAGCAGCAGCAGCAGCAGCAGCAGCAGCAGCAGCAGCAGCAGCAGCAGCAGCAGCAGCAGCAGCAGCAGCAGCAGCAGCAGCAGCAGCAGCAGCAGCAGCAGCAGCAGCAGCAGCAGCAGCAGCAGCAGCAGCAGCAGCAGCAGCAGCAGCAGCAGCAGCAGCAGCAGCAGCAGCAGCAGCAGCAGCAGCAGCAGCAGCAGCAGCAGCAGCAGCAGCAGCAGCAGCAGCAGCAGCAGCAGCAGCAGCAGCAGCAGCAGCAGCAGCAGCAGCAGCAGCAGCAGCAGCAGCAGCAGCAGCAGCAGCAGCAGCAGCAGCAGCAGCAGCAGCAGCAGCAGCAGCAGCAGCAGCAGCAGCAGCAGCAGCAGCAGCAGCAGCAGCAGCAGCAGCAGCAGCAGCAGCAGCAGCAGCAGCAGCAGCAGCAGCAGCAGCAGCAGCAGCAGCAGCAGCAGCAGCAGCAGCAGCAGCAGCAGCAGCAGCAGCAGCAGCAGCAGCAGCAGCAGCAGCAGCAGCAGCAGCAGCAGCAGCAGCAGCAGCAGCAGCAGCAGCAGCAGCAGCAGCAGCAGCAGCAGCAGCAGCAGCAGCAGCAGCAGCAGCAGCAGCAGCAGCAGCAGCAGCAGCAGCAGCAGCAGCAGCAGCAGCAGCAGCAGCAGCAGCAGCAGCAGCAGCAGCAGCAGCAGCAGCAGCAGCAGCAGCAGCAGCAGCAGCAGCAGCAGCAGCAGCAGCAGCAGCAGCAGCAGCAGCAGCAGCAGCAGCAGCAGCAGCAGCAGCAGCAGCAGCAGCAGCAGCAGCAGCAGCAGCAGCAGCAGCAGCAGCAGCAGCAGCAGCAGCAGCAGCAGCAGCAGCAGCAGCAGCAGCAGCAGCAGCAGCAGCAGCAGCAGCAGCAGCAGCAGCAGCAGCAGCAGCAGCAGCAGCAGCAGCAGCAGCAGCAGCAGCAGCAGCAGCAGCAGCAGCAGCAGCAGCAGCAGCAGCAGCAGCAGCAGCAGCAGCAGCAGCAGCAGCAGCAGCAGCAGCAGCAGCAGCAGCAGCAGCAGCAGCAGCAGCAGCAGCAGCAGCAGCAGCAGCAGCAGCAGCAGCAGCAGCAGCAGCAGCAGCAGCAGCAGCAGCAGCAGCAGCAGCAGCAGCAGCAGCAGCAGCAGCAGCAGCAGCAGCAGCAGCAGCAGCAGCAGCAGCAGCAGCAGCAGCAGCAGCAGCAGCAGCAGCAGCAGCAGCAGCAGCAGCAGCAGCAGCAGCAGCAGCAGCAGCAGCAGCAGCAGCAGCAGCAGCAGCAGCAGCAGCAGCAGCAGCAGCAGCAGCAGCAGCAGCAGCAGCAGCAGCAGCAGCAGCAGCAGCAGCAGCAGCAGCAGCAGCAGCAGCAGCAGCAGCAGCAGCAGCAGCAGCAGCAGCAGCAGCAGCAGCAGCAGCAGCAGCAGCAGCAGCAGCAGCAGCAGCAGCAGCAGCAGCAGCAGCAGCAGCAGCAGCAGCAGCAGCAGCAGCAGCAGCAGCAGCAGCAGCAGCAGCAGCAGCAGCAGCAGCAGCAGCAGCAGCAGCAGCAGCAGCAGCAGCAGCAGCAGCAGCAGCAGCAGCAGCAGCAGCAGCAGCAGCAGCAGCAGCAGCAGCAGCAGCAGCAGCAGCAGCAGCAGCAGCAGCAGCAGCAGCAGCAGCAGCAGCAGCAGCAGCAGCAGCAGCAGCAGCAGCAGCAGCAGCAGCAGCAGCAGCAGCAGCAGCAGCAGCAGCAGCAGCAGCAGCAGCAGCAGCAGCAGCAGCAGCAGCAGCAGCAGCAGCAGCAGCAGCAGCAGCAGCAGCAGCAGCAGCAGCAGCAGCAGCAGCAGCAGCAGCAGCAGCAGCAGCAGCAGCAGCAGCAGCAGCAGCAGCAGCAGCAGCAGCAGCAGCAGCAGCAGCAGCAGCAGCAGCAGCAGCAGCAGCAGCAGCAGCAGCAGCAGCAGCAGCAGCAGCAGCAGCAGCAGCAGCAGCAGCAGCAGCAGCAGCAGCAGCAGCAGCAGCAGCAGCAGCAGCAGCAGCAGCAGCAGCAGCAGCAGCAGCAGCAGCAGCAGCAGCAGCAGCAGCAGCAGCAGCAGCAGCAGCAGCAGCAGCAGCAGCAGCAGCAGCAGCAGCAGCAGCAGCAGCAGCAGCAGCAGCAGCAGCAGCAGCAGCAGCAGCAGCAGCAGCAGCAGCAGCAGCAGCAGCAGCAGCAGCAGCAGCAGCAGCAGCAGCAGCAGCAGCAGCAGCAGCAGCAGCAGCAGCAGCAGCAGCAGCAGCAGCAGCAGCAGCAGCAGCAGCAGCAGCAGCAGCAGCAGCAGCAGCAGCAGCAGCAGCAGCAGCAGCAGCAGCAGCAGCAGCAGCAGCAGCAGCAGCAGCAGCAGCAGCAGCAGCAGCAGCAGCAGCAGCAGCAGCAGCAGCAGCAGCAGCAGCAGCAGCAGCAGCAGCAGCAGCAGCAGCAGCAGCAGCAGCAGCAGCAGCAGCAGCAGCAGCAGCAGCAGCAGCAGCAGCAGCAGCAGCAGCAGCAGCAGCAGCAGCAGCAGCAGCAGCAGCAGCAGCAGCAGCAGCAGCAGCAGCAGCAGCAGCAGCAGCAGCAGCAGCAGCAGCAGCAGCAGCAGCAGCAGCAGCAGCAGCAGCAGCAGCAGCAGCAGCAGCAGCAGCAGCAGCAGCAGCAGCAGCAGCAGCAGCAGCAGCAGCAGCAGCAGCAGCAGCAGCAGCAGCAGCAGCAGCAGCAGCAGCAGCAGCAGCAGCAGCAGCAGCAGCAGCAGCAGCAGCAGCAGCAGCAGCAGCAGCAGCAGCAGCAGCAGCAGCAGCAGCAGCAGCAGCAGCAGCAGCAGCAGCAGCAGCAGCAGCAGCAGCAGCAGCAGCAGCAGCAGCAGCAGCAGCAGCAGCAGCAGCAGCAGCAGCAGCAGCAGCAGCAGCAGCAGCAGCAGCAGCAGCAGCAGCAGCAGCAGCAGCAGCAGCAGCAGCAGCAGCAGCAGCAGCAGCAGCAGCAGCAGCAGCAGCAGCAGCAGCAGCAGCAGCAGCAGCAGCAGCAGCAGCAGCAGCAGCAGCAGCAGCAGCAGCAGCAGCAGCAGCAGCAGCAGCAGCAGCAGCAGCAGCAGCAGCAGCAGCAGCAGCAGCAGCAGCAGCAGCAGCAGCAGCAGCAGCAGCAGCAGCAGCAGCAGCAGCAGCAGCAGCAGCAGCAGCAGCAGCAGCAGCAGCAGCAGCAGCAGCAGCAGCAGCAGCAGCAGCAGCAGCAGCAGCAGCAGCAGCAGCAGCAGCAGCAGCAGCAGCAGCAGCAGCAGCAGCAGCAGCAGCAGCAGCAGGAGCAGGAGGAGGAAGAGUGGCGGCAGGAGGCGGAGCAGGGAGGGGAGAUGGUGCAAGGGGUACAGGAGGUGGAGGUGAGAGGCUCAUGCAAGGACCUUAG
This is a messenger RNA of Closterium sp. Yama58-4, 6318 nucleotides long. Lineage: Eukaryota; Viridiplantae; Streptophyta; Zygnematophyceae; Desmidiales; Closteriaceae. The record is from the annotation of a GenBank genome assembly.